Messenger RNA from Triticum dicoccoides, 1107 nucleotides. RefSeq lists its product as uncharacterized. The record is from RefSeq and is a predicted model, not a curated record. Lineage: Eukaryota; Viridiplantae; Streptophyta; Magnoliopsida; Poales; Poaceae. Bases 1 to 1107 code for a protein of 368 amino acids. Gene Ontology annotation, molecular function: protein binding. The transcript is spliced from 2 exons.
AUGGUCGCGCCGAGGAGGAGGCGGCGCUCCCCGUCCGGUCCAGAUGGACGGCCACACGCGGGAGGUGGGGAGCGGAGCGCCGGAGGAGCCAUGGCCUCGGAGCAGAAGGCCGCCGCUAGGGUUUCAAUCAAUCGGCCGGCCCUGCCGCCCAAGCUCAACGCCGGCGCGGACCGGAUCAGCGGUCUCCCCGACCACCUCCUCCUCGAGAUCCUCGAGCGCCUCGACCUGCGGGAGGCGGUCCGCGCCGGGGUGCUCUCGACGCAGUGGCGGCACCUCCCCAAGCACCUCCCACGAGUGGACCUCAACGUUGCUCACUUUCAGGGCGCGACGCCGCUCGAGGCCACGGACGCGUUCACGGGCGCGGUCCGGUCGUUGCUCGCCGGGGUUCCCCUCGCCGAGAGUGGCGCCCUCAAGUCCCUCGUCCUCGGCUUCUACAUGCCUUCCUCUCCUCACCUGAACACCAUAGGCCGCCUCGUCCAGGACGUCGUGAGCUUGGGCCAGACCGAAUGCCUUGAGUUUCGCACGUCCCUGCCGCCCCCCGAGCCGCUGCUCGAUGAGAUUGCGCGGCAGUUCAUGUCCUUCUGCCGCGCCUACCAGGUCGCCUUCUCUUGGCUCACGAGUCUUGCACUCGAGCGCCUUGUAUUUGACCAUUCUGACAUCACCGAGCUCAUCAGCGCUUGCGGUAGGCUCAGGCACCUCAGCCCGUGUGCCUUCAGACUGGUUGAUCUGCACUCCGUGCUCAAGAUCGACGUGCCGCACUCUGGAAUCCAGGAGCUCGAAUUCAGCUUCGUUGGGUGCAUGCUGAUCGAGCUCAUUUCUGUCCCUAAACUUAGGAAAGUGUGGUGCCAUUAUUGGUUCUCCCAGAACCCUCCAUUGAGCUUCGGCUAUGUUCCUGAGCUUCGCUUUGUAAGACUCUCUUCUAGAGCCCGGGCAUGGCAGGAGCCAUUCGCGUUGAGCGAGUGCCUGUCAAGGAGUGCCAGCAACAUGUCGAUACUUGCUCUCAAUUUCAGCUGCCCUAUAGAUUUGGAUUCUGCCAGAACAUCCGAAGAAGCUCACUGCUAUGUUCAGAAACCUGACCUCUGUGUUUCUUUGGGAUAUCUUCAAUGA